Molecule: messenger RNA, 1536 nt
Organism: Pseudoliparis swirei
Lineage: Eukaryota; Metazoa; Chordata; Actinopteri; Perciformes; Liparidae
Gene: zbtb32
Product: zinc finger and BTB domain containing 32
Exons: 4
Coding region: 1-1497 (498 amino acids)
Biological process (GO): regulation of transcription by RNA polymerase II
Molecular function (GO): RNA polymerase II cis-regulatory region sequence-specific DNA binding; protein binding; DNA-binding transcription factor activity, RNA polymerase II-specific
Source: RefSeq, a predicted model, not a curated record
AUGAUCCGAAUCAACAACACCCAAUACUUCCACUUCCUGCAGCAGGCCGAUGCCUUGCGGCGCUCAGGGUCCCUCUGCGACGCCAUCAUCACAGUAAAGAGUCAAACGUUCAGGGCUCAUCGGCUGGUUCUGGCUUGUGCCAGCAGAAGACUAGCGCAGCAGCUCGCCCAGGCGGACGUCGACAGCCCAGUCCACUGCACUCUGGAGCAUUUCUCACCACGCACCUUCCAGCAAAUUCUGGACUUCACCUACACACAGACUCUUGAUGUGUUUGUGGAUGACCUGCACUCGCUGUUGAAAGCUGCUCAGCUGUUAGAGAUGCCGCAACUGGAGGACCAGUGUCGGAAGCAGCUGGGAAAUCUCGACGACAGAGCCAGAGAGGGUGUAAAACGAAAAGAAAUCACAUGUUUCAGAGAAGAAGAAGAAAAAGAAAGUGCAAAAGAGAAUGAUCAUAAGCAAAAAGGGAGUCCAGUUCAAGAGGAGAGACUUCGAGUGACUUCUUCCCCAGUGGAGGAGGCGAGCGACUGCAUCGUCCUGGAAACACUCUCAACCUCUGAUGCUGCCAGGAACCGCAGCAGCAGCCCGCCAUCCCCAAGAAAGAUACCCAAACUCUCCCCCGUGUCAGCAACGCCCGACAACAGAGACAGUGUGAGCGGCCGGCCUGCCGGCAGCAGUUCCUGUUUCUCUUCCCCCUGGACCUUUCCUUCAAGCAUGUGGAGUUCCCUGGCCACCCUCAGGCGGAUAGCAGGGAACUAUCCAAGCUUAAUGGCUGCUCACCCCCUUCAGUCCCCAAACCAGUCCACUGUAGCAUACCCAUUCAUCUCUACCCCCCUCAUGUUCCCAUUACUCGGCUCUCAUUUUCAAACCCCUGUUCAAAGCUCUAAUAUGGGUUUGGGCUUUUCUCCACACUAUGCACAAAACCUUUACGCUGGGUCGACAGGUACAGGGAGCGGAAUCAAGCAAGGCCAGUUGAAAAGAGGAAAAAACAGCAAGAGAGCAUCUACUGGGACCUUUCCAGCUGGUGAACUGAGUAACCAUGAGGUACCCAAAGCCAACAGAGACAGAGUGAGUCCAAGCUUCCUCGGUGCUUCAGUGCUGCGGGAGUCAGCCUCCACACCACCAGGUGAGGCCUGUGCAGGGUGUAGAAGAGAUGUGCUGCAGCGUGAACCACAAGAACACGGAGGGGGGAAACCCUACCAGUGCCACCACUGUCCCAAGAAGUUUAGUCUCAAACAUCAACUGGACACACACCACAGAGUUCACACCGGAGAGAAACCCUUUGAGUGUCGUCUCUGUGGUCAGCGCUCACGAGACUACUCGGCCAUGAUCAAGCACCUGCGGACCCACGGCGGGGCCACGCCCUACCAGUGCACAGUGUGCCUGGAGUUCUGCAAUAGCCUGGUCGCUAUGCAGAGACACGUCAAGAGCCACGCAGGACAGGACUUCCCUCCCGAUUGGAACAUCAACAGCACCUACCUGUACAACUCACACACCUGAGGCUCACAACACAGACCCCACCGUAUACGUAAAGUUGGC